Molecule: messenger RNA, 3403 nt
Organism: Xyrichtys novacula (pearly razorfish)
Lineage: Eukaryota; Metazoa; Chordata; Actinopteri; Labriformes; Labridae
Source: the annotation of a GenBank genome assembly
AUAUAAGCCGCUCACCUGCCCGCAGAGCUCUGUUGCUUGAGGAUCACCCUACUGAAGACCGUCAAGAUGGUAGGUGCUGUGAAGAGAUUAAUUUAUGGAAUAGUUAGGCACUACUAGGGUUGAAGGUUUGUAUAUUUGAUAGGCCUGAAUUAAUUGGUAAGGGUGAGCUUAGUACUGAGGACAAAUGUGUUCUUAUACCUCUAAGCAUUUUCCUUUUAGUCAAGGACAUAAAUCUGCGUUCAUUUAUUUUGUUAUUCCUCGUCUGAGUUACGAGAUUCGACCAAACGUAGAAGAGGAUUUUUUUUCCCCUUUUUACUGCCACAUUGUACGGACAGUUGUAAUUAAGGAUAUGCUCUAAUAAAUUAAAAAAUACAAUGAAUUUCACAUAUUUAAACCUUUUAAAACAGUCAAAGGGUUGAAUAUUUGCGAGUUAAAGGUUUUUAAUGAGGUUCAGAUUACUUAACUUGACAUUAACAUUCAUUUGCCAGAUUGUGGGGCAGUAUUAAGAGCAUUUUGUUCUUUUAAUCAAUUUGCAUUCACUCCAUGGCACAGUUAUAUUUUUGUCUGUCAAAGUAUUUUAUGAUCACAAGCUGCUUUAACCUCCCUGAAUCAUAGGAAUACUGUAAGUUUAAAAGGUUUCCAAGGGCAUCAAAUCAAAUGGAAUACAUGAACUUGUAGGGUGACACUCACUGCAACUAAAUAAAAUGUUCUAAUGGCCAAAAUUGAGAUUACUGCAAUGUAUAUCCACUUAAUUACUCUACAGUACUUUACCUGUGCAGUCAAAUAUAAACCAGCUCUGUGGUGGGAUAGGGGCUAAUUUCAAAGACUAUGAACUGAUAUACUGUAAGUGGGUGUGGUAAAGGUACACAGGGUUUAGGAUGAUAAAAUUCACGAGCAGAGGCUCAAGCAGAAGAUAAAAAGGACAAAAGUGACUGAGAUUUACAGCUGUAAUGAUUAGACAACCAGGUUCACCAACGGUCCAGAAAUUCCUACGUGUAAGUCCGAAAAGCAUUGUCAGUUUUAACUGACAGUUUUUUACUAAUCUUCUCACUGCAGUCGAACUCCCACGCACUUUAGUGAUCUGUGUCACGGGUAUCCCUGUAGUGUCAACAGAUAUAAUGGCCAUGUUUUUUAUGGUUUUAUUGUCUCUGUAAUGAUUACAUGCAUUGACAAAUAUGCCGCCUUCCUGUUUCCAAGGGGGGACAGUUGCAUCCUGGUUGAUCAUCAACAGCUAAGAUAAGCGUAACUCGGAUCAUUGAUUUUCUCACCAGUGUACAUUGUAGAAAAAGACGGCAUUUGUCUUUCAAAUCAUAGAAAAAUGUAGGCCCGUAACAUUUAGAUUAGAAGAUUGCUUGGACAUGUCCUCUGGCUGGAACUGAAAGACUGUUUGAAGGACCAGAGUAGACAUGUUUUGAGGGUUCAGCCCAGUGCAGUAAAAUCUUGUCCCAAACUCUUCUAAAUAUAUUUGGCUUUGUAUCAUUUUCACAAAGAAAAUGUAACAUGACUUAUUUCCUGCAAAUUUCUCAUGUAAGUCUAGAUAGCGAUCAAACACCCAUUGUUAUUAGAGCUCAUAUUCCUCUCUGUUCUUUCCCUUUACAGUUGAUCACAGACAUGGGGUUUGUUUCCGGGCAGGAGCUCAAGAUCCGUGCCAAGCCUUCAGAUGACUGCAACAGGUAGGUUGCCCUCAUCAGAUAAGAUAGGUAAGAAAUAAAAGGAGUUGAAUGUGGAUCCAUGAGGAAGUUAGUCUGAGCAUACAGAAGACAAGUUAAUGCUUCAUCCACUUCUUCCUCUUUUCAUUGCACUCUUUUGACCUGUAUGUUUCCUUCCUCCUCUCAGCUUUUCCAUCAACAUCGGUCAUGAUGCUGACAACAUCGCCCUGCACUUCAACCCUCGUUUUGACCUCAACGGCGUUACAGACACCAUUGUCAUCAACUGCAAGUCUGGGGGAAGUUGGGGUGAGGAGCAGCGAGAAGAAAACUUCCCCUUUACCUGUGGAGAGGAGAGCAAGGUGUGGUGUUGGCCAGUUUUUCUGUGUUCUUUCAAAUUCCAAAGGUUCAGUCUGGUAACAGAUAGUUUUGUUGAGUAGCCUUUGACAAUAUAUGCAAAUCAAACAGGCAUAUCAUGAUAUCAUCAUCAUCAUAUCCCCUUACGUUCAUGCAAGUAACUAACAUGCUUCAGCAUAUGAAGUACUCUUUUAAUGUGUUGUUUAAAACUAAACAUUUCAUACAUUGUUGGGAAGAUUUGAUGGGCUUUUUCCAGGUCUGUAUCAGCCAUAAGAUAAAGAUUUUAGUCCUCUAUUUUUCUCUCAGUGCAUUUUAUCAAUUUUAUCAUUGUCAGGAUAAUCAGUUUAACUACAAUCUAACUAUAGCACAUACUAUAAUAAUGCAUAUAUUAUUAUACUAGGGAUGAUGCAAAUUACUACUGAUGAUAACCAUCUUUUUAUGUAUUAAUUAACCAUUAAAAGUAAGUAUUUCAUAAUACCAUGAGUAACUGGUCAUAAAAUGGAUAAGAGACAAAGUCAAAGCAGUAGCUGCAGCCGGACAUGAUUCAGCACUUAAAAAACCGGCAUUCCAAGAUUUAUUGUGAAUCCAAAUACAAUGAAAGGCAAAAUUAGCAAAUAGAAACAGGUUAUUGUGGUUUCAAGUUACUGCAAAAAGCCUAUCCCUUAUCUACAGCUGGUUUUCACAUGUGUUGUGAGACGGAUCCUGAUCUAAAAGGCAUUUUCUGCAGGAAUUUGUAAAAAUUUGUAGUCUGUAGUCUCAUGUUGGCUCAUGUUUCCUAACAGCUUUUGCAAUAGAGGUUACUUAUGAGGUUGUUAUCUUUUCUGUGACACUAAGACUCUUAGGUCAACAGACAUUGAGCCAUUCAGUCAUGAGGUGCUUUUUAGUGGCUUAUAAAACUUCAUUGCCCCUACAUGAGGAGUGUCCUGGUGUACCUUAGUGAUUAUUUUGCUUGUCUUUUGCAUUGAAUGAUAACUGGAACUUUUGAAGCUGAAAGAUAACUUUGUGUGUUGUCUUGGUUUUCUUACAGUUUUACAUCAAUUACAACAUGGAAUGUUUCUAUAUCAAGCUCCCCGAUGGCAGCAUGAUCGACUUCCCAAACCGCCUGGGUGAUGUCAAAUAUGACUACUUCAGGGUCGACGGAAUGGCCCAGUUCAUUGGCUUCAAAAUGCAGUAGAUGGCGAACUCCUCGUGACCUUUCCCUCCCUUUUUGUUUGUUGUUGGUAAAGUCUGUGUUAAACCUCAUAUCAAGCCCAGGCCUCAAGAUGUCAUAAGAGAUCCCUACAAACAUGGAGUGCUGAUGUUGUAAGAGCAAUCAGCCCAAAGAGGGAGCCAAAGCACCUGUGUGUCUGCACAUAUGUCAGGGGUCUCUGAGCUUGUUAAUAAAUGCUGUGCAAAAAAAA